Loxodonta africana (African savanna elephant) is the source of this 5306-nucleotide messenger RNA. RefSeq names its product ALG13 UDP-N-acetylglucosaminyltransferase subunit (gene ALG13). NCBI's taxonomy places the organism in Eukaryota, Metazoa, Chordata, Mammalia, Proboscidea, Elephantidae. The record is from RefSeq and is a predicted model, not a curated record. Gene Ontology annotation, molecular function: hexosyltransferase activity. Gene Ontology annotation, biological process: dolichol-linked oligosaccharide biosynthetic process.
ACUGGAAUCUCCAACCUUUGGCUGGUGGUUGAUCACUUAACUUGCACCACCCAGGGGCUUUAUGCUUAGGAUAAGGUGUUAGUUUUUCUGUUGUUUUAACCGCAUUAAAAAAAAAGUUAAUUGAAAUUGGCAAUUCCCCACCCCGUUCUUGUGAGGGUUCCAUGAGCUCCUAUGCGCAAAAGGCUUAGAACAGUCCUGGCACACAGCAAAAGCUCAGUGAUCUAGUGAAAAUGCCCUUAGUAGUCCUUGGUCCCACCACACCAGUGACACAGACCAAGGUCUCGCCGCCCUCUAGUGGCCAUGGCGGGCUUUCGCCUCCACCUCAGAGCCAGUGGCGGCAGCUCGCGUGGCCUCCUGACGUCACAUCCGGCCCUUGUGAUGCAGGGCUGUGAAACCCGCGCGAUGAAGUGCCUGUUCGUUACUGUCGGGACCACCAGCUUUGACGACCUCAUUGCGUGUGUUUCGGCGCAGGACACUCUUCAAAUAAUCAAGAGUCUUGGGUACAGCCGACUUGUCCUACAGAUUGGUAGAGGCACCGUGGUACCUGAACCAUUCAGUACUGAGUCAUUUACUCUGGAUGUUUACAACUACAAGGAUUCAUUAAAAGAAGACCUUCAGAAAGCAGAUCUUGUUGUUAGUCAUGCAGGUGCAGGAAGCUGUUUGGAGACUCUGGAAAAGGGAAAGCCACUUGUAGUUGUCAUAAAUGAAAAGUUGAUGAACAAUCAUCAGCUGGAAUUGGCAAAGCAGCUACACAAAGAGGGGCAUCUCUUCUACUGUACCUGCAGGGUUCCGACUUGACCUGGGCAAGCCAGCCCUGUUUCUCCUGCUCCUGAGAAGUGCCAAGAUUCUGUGGUGUCGACUCCAACUGUGCUAGACUUUAGGCUGCUUUCAGGAUACCUGCAUAAGCAAGCCCUCUUCGCUGCUAGCCAUCCGACCUGCAGCCUGCGUUUUUCCAUCUUCCUGCACUUCUGUUCCUUUCCCUUCCUCCCUCUGUGCACAAUGCAGAAAGGAUGGAAAAAGUACUGCAGCCAGAAGUCUCUGAACGAGGCGUCAAUGGAUGAAUACUUAGGCAGCUUAGGGCUGUUUCGAAAACUGACUGCCAAGGAUGCCUCUUGCCUCUUUCGGGCUAUUUCGGAGCAGUUGUUUUGCAGCCAGGUCCAUCAUUUGGAUGUCAGGAAGGCUUGUGUCGCAUAUAUGAGGGAAAAUCAACAAACUUUUGAGUCUUAUGUGGAGGGAUCUUACGAAAAAUACCUGCAACGGUUGGGAGAUCCCAAGGAAAGUGCUGGCCAGCUGGAAAUAAGAGCUCUUUCUCUAAUUUAUAAUCGAGAUUUCAUUCUUUAUCGCUUUCCCGGAAAGCCUCCAACUUCUGUCACAGAUAAUGGCUAUGAAGACAAGAUUCUACUCUGCUAUUCAAGUAAUGGUCAUUAUGAUUCCGUGUACUCAAAACAAUUUCAGUCAAGUGCAGCUGUUUGUCAGGCCGUAUUAUAUGAAAUUCUCUAUAAAGAUGUGUUUGUUGUGGAUGAAGAAGAGUUGAGAACUGCAGUUGAAUUGUUUCGAAGUGGUUCCAAGAAGAACAGAAAUAAUGCUCUGACUGGAAGUGAGGAUGCCCAUGUUGACUAUAAGAGCUCAACUCAGGAAAGGGCUGAAGAGGGGGGUGCCUGCUGCAAUGCUGAAAAUAUACCAGAGGGGUACAAUCAAGGAACAGAAGAAGCAAAGUCUCCAGAAAAUCCAUCAAAGAUGCUCUUCCCAUAUAAGGUGCUCAAAGCCCUGGACCCAGAAAUCUAUCGUAAUGUAGAAUUUGAUGUUUGGUUGGACAGCAGAAAAGAACUUCAAAAAUCUGAUUAUAUGGAGUAUGCUGGAAGACAGUACUAUUUGGGAGACAAGUGUCAGGUUCGCUUGGAAUCUGGUGGAAGAUAUUAUAAUGCUCACAUUCAGGAAGUUGGAAGUGAAAACAAUUCAUUAACGGUCUUCAUUGAAGAAUUGGCAGAAAAGCAUGUUGUUCCACUGGCUAACUUAAAGCCAGUUACUCAAGUGACACCUGUUCCAGCCUGGAAUGUUAUGUCCAAUCGGAAAGGAAGAAGCUACCCAAAAAUGCCCGGGGGCUAUGUCCCAGAAGUAGGUAUGUCAGAGAUGGACAUGAAGCAGCGGAAGAAGAUGUUCAAGAAAGUUAGAGGGAAAGAGGUUUAUAUGACUAUGGCUUACAGCAAGGGAGACCCUUUGCUCCCACCCAGGCUUCAGCACAAUAUGCAUUAUGGGCAUGACUCUCCAAUGAACUACUCACAGACAGCUGGCAAUUUUAUGCCAAAUGAACAUUUUCAUCCUCAACAUUCAUCUCAGAGACAAGGUCGGGGAUAUGGGAUGCCCAGGGAUGCAGCUCGCUUCAUGAACAGGUGCAACAUGAUGGGCCCUAAAGUUGGUUUCUACCCUGGCCCAGGUAAAAGGUGCUGUCAGAGCUAUGAUAACUUCUCUUAUAGAUCUCGUUCUUUUAGACGAAGUCAUCGUCAGAUGCAUAGCAUGAAUAAGGAAUGCCAGUAUGGCUUUACCCCAGAGAAUGGACAGAUGCCCAGGGGCUUGGAAGAAACUGUUACUUUCUAUGCACUUGAAGAAGGAGAUGAGACUGCUUAUCCAACUUUACCUAAUCACGGAGGCCCCACUACGAUGGUUCCUGCUGUUUCAGGAUACUGUGUCACAAGGCGGGGACAUAGCUCAGACAAACAAACUUUGAAUUCAGAGGAAGGCGAUGGCCAGAGUGACAAUGGGGGAUACCGUGAAGAAUAUAUUUAUCCUUCAGAGUCAGACUAUGAAACGUCAGGUGUUUAUAGCACAACUGAAUCUACAGCAAACUUGUCUCUUCAGGACAGAAGACUAUGUUCUAUGUCUCCUCAAGACACAGUUACCACAUACAACUACCCACAGAAGGUGAUGGUAAAUUCUGCAGCAAUUGCAGCUUCCUGUGCCAAUAAUGUUCCAGUUCCAGUCUUAUCUAACUGUGCAGCAGCUAAUCAAGCUAGUAGUACCACUUCAGUUUCCUCACAGAAUGCUAUACAGCCUUUAUUUGUAUCUCCACCUAUACAAGGCAGGCCAGUGAUUGCUUCACCAUCCUAUACAUACCACUCUGCUCCUAUUCCUGCUGCUGCUGCUGCCUCUCUGCCACCACCACCACCGCCACCACUUCCUCCUCCUCCUCCUCUUGAGAUGGGAGAGGCUUCUAACUUACCGCCGCCACCUCCACCUUAUUCCUGUGAUCCUAGUGGCAGUGAUCUGCCUCAAGAUACAAAAGUUUUGCAGUACUAUUUCAAUCUGGGAUUGCAGUGCUAUCACCACAGUUGCUGGCAUUCCAUGGUCUAUGUGCCACAGAUGCAGCACCAGCAGUUUCCUGUAGAAAAUUAUCCAGUCUAUACUGAGCCGCCACCUCUGGUAGAUCAAUCCAUUCCUCAGUUGUAUAGUGAGGCGGGGAGAGCAGAUGGCACACAGGCGGAAGCAUCAGCACAUGGUACUUUUCCUACUGCUGACCCUGCGUCUGUUCCUCAUGGAGCAGUAUACUAUCCAGUAAUGUCGGAUCCCUACGGGCAGCCACCUGUGCUGGGUUUUGAUUCCUGCCUGCCUUUUGUGCCAGAUUAUUCCUACGUUGCCCCCUGGCAUCCAGUUGGUGCAGCAUAUGGUGGUUCUCAAAUUCAUGGUGCUAUGAAUCCUGGGCCAGUUGGCUAUAUUGCUUCACCUCCUUCAACUUCUCAUUACAUACCUCAGAAUAUGUAAGAUGCAGCGGUAUAGAGUAUUCUUAAAAAUUCUUACACUACCAUUUUUCUUGCUGUUUUGGUUUUUAAAGUGUUUUAUGUUAGUGUUUAAGUGAAUUUAGGUAGUUAGAGUGGUUACUGUUGUAUCUGCCUUUAAGAUUGUUUUAUCUUUUGAUUUAAAUUAGUACUUUAAAAUACAGGAAUAUUACUUUUCAUUGUGAAAAAGGAAAUUGAGAUGGAUGUACAAUUCACCCUGUAUUGAGCCUAUUUCAUUCUAUUCAGCUGUUUAUCUGUCAGCCAGCUUGUCAGCUUUGUAUUAGCUGAUGGUACCAUUUGAUAAAAGGAAUAAAUCAUACAAACUAUUUUCUUGGCUCAGAAAUCACACAUCAUAAACCAUGCAAAAUUGGAAUAACUUUAUUGUUUUCUAGAAAAUAAAACAACAAAACCGAGAACCUUUGGUUCUGGAUGACUAACAACAUUAAACGAGAGCACUCUUUAGGUUUCCUAAGAAUUGUCUAAACUGAGUUGUAUUCUAUGAUAUCAGUCAGUUUGAAGGGUACGUGGUGCUCUGCUUUAGAUUUAUCCCAUAUGCUGUUGUUUAAUACUGGAUUUAUGUAACUGUUUUACUGCACAGUGUUGAAUUGGUAUCCUUUGCACAGUUAGCAGUAAAUAAAAAUUAGCAUUUAAAAUUAGUAAAACGACUGAGAUUUUCUUUUUUACUUUUUCAUGGCAACAAAGUAUACCAGACAUUUGAUUCAAUAUUUUUUUAUUCCUUAUCACUUUGGUUGUGAAAGAAUGUAAAUUUAUAACACGAACUGGUGGGGAGUAGUUGCAGAGCCACUUGAAAUUUUCUCUCAUCAUUGCAAUGUAUACUACUGUAUCUAGUUCUUUUCUUUUGAGUAUGAUCAUUUCUAAGUUGUGUAUCUGUUAUUUAAAAAAACUGUAAAUCCCCUUUUGGAACGUUAUUCUUACUUUCUCGUUGUUUUAUACUUCAAAUAGCUAUCACAUCUGCCUGCAACUUGCGAUUUCAGUCUUACCUUUUAUCUCUCAAGGUCUGAUUUGUCAGUGACUUUCUGUAAUAUAUAUUUUAUCAGCCUUUUUGCCUUCUCCCUUUCACCUACCCGAAGAACACAAGAUCUUAUGUAUUCAUCAACUCUCAUCUACGGGGUUAUUCGUUAUGAAUGCUUUGCUGUACCUCACUUGACAAGCAGCUGUUUAAAAGUGGUUGUCACAAAACCAUACUACAGUGAAUUCCGUGACAGCUGGAACUCAAUGGGACUGCCUUGUUUUUCCGGGUCUUGCAAGUUUUCCACCUUUGACAGGGUAUAGUCUUAACCACUUUUCUACUGCUUGUUUUAGUGGAAAAUAUUUGUUUUCCUUCUCUGACAGGUUUCUGCCUCACACAGGUUCCAGCUUUUGCAGGUUUUAGUGUAUUUAUAUCAUCUUCUUUAAAGAUUAUUUAUGCUUAUGACUCAAGUCUGUAUCUUCCCAUCUUUGACUAUACAUACCACAGGUCAAGAGAACAAUUUUGAGACAUCAGGGCUUCAGUUGCUUGAACAGUUGAAAGUAGUG